Stegodyphus dumicola is the source of this 564-nucleotide messenger RNA. RefSeq lists its product as uncharacterized. Lineage: Eukaryota; Metazoa; Arthropoda; Arachnida; Araneae; Eresidae. The record is from RefSeq and is a predicted model, not a curated record.
GUUGAGAGGUAUAAUCAGAAAAAGAGGCCAAUACAGUGCUACAGGUGUCAGGAGUGGGGUUACUCUCAGCACCUGUGCACUAACCCAGAGCGAUGUUGCAAGUGUGCCAAUUCUCACAGGAGUAAGGAAUGCCCUCUCAGACAAGAUGAAGCACCCACCUGCAUUUAUUGUCGAGAAAAUCAUGUCAACAGUUAUCGUGGUUGUGGUUAUUACAGAAGGAAAUUUGAGAAGAAAACAGAGAAGAAGCCCACCGCUAAUCCUAAUGAGUACGUAAAGAUUGAUGAUGACUUUCCCAUACUCCCAAGUAAAGCACCGGUAACACCGAGAAGGAAAAUAGCUCUUCCUCGCGAUGAGAAAGUCAAGGUAUUUAUCCAACCUCCCCCAGAUGAUCUUCGAGAAGCAGUAAGUUGGCUGAGAGAUUAUAAAGUUAGCAGUUUCCUGCGAAGCAUGAUUGAUCACACUGCGAAAAUUCUUGCUGCAAAGUCUGCUGCCGAAAAACUAAUGGAAGAGUUGGGGCUUAGAGCAGCGAUGAUGCUUGUGAAGUUUGCGGAUGAUAAAAAUUAA